GUUAAUGCCAAAACUACUUCAAUGUUAGGGACUGAUUCUGUGCCAAGCGCGAAAGGUGACAUUAAGACGCUGUGUUCACCAGAAGAUCGGCAAAGGAUACAUGUUGGAUGGGUGGCGGGACCUUCGGAUGCUAGAGAAGAAUAUGACCAUGGAGGGUCUCCUCCUCCAAUCGACCUGCCUGAUGUACAACUGCAGAACCACUUGUGGGAAACCUAUGUGAAUGCUCAAAUUUCGCUGUGGAUUGAUUGCGAUUCCGAUGAUGAAGAAUUGGCCGCGAUGUCAGAAAUUGAACUGUGGAAGGAGCUCAAUUACAUUGCGUAUAUGGGAUUGCGAAGUGCCGUUAUUCGACUAAAACAUGCGGAUUCUCCUCGCUUGGCGCAGGUUCUCAAUCAGUGGUUAUGGACGAAAAACGUGAACUUGGGCUUAUGGAUACUCAUACCCACGCGAUUCGAUGAUUUCAUAAGAUUGUCAAGUGACACUAGAGACUGCUGGACUGUUUGGGCCAAUUUUCGUAAACUGUGCUCGAAUUUUUAUAGUCAAAAACUAAUAGCCGGCUUACAAUUCACGGUCGAUAUCGAUGAUGAAUUCGUUGAUAAAAAGUUGUUAUCUCGAUGGAAGGCGGAACCACUCGCGACAUUCUGCGUGGACGUGGAUGUAUUCGUUCGUUGCAGAGAGACUGAUCAAAUCUCCCUUCCACCUGCACAUGCUAAUCUUCUACUUGAUUUAUGGAUGCCGGAAAAAGGGCGAAUAAUGGUGCGCGGAUCUUCAGAACAUGACACUAGUCCUUCAUUGCAACGCCAGUGUGCUCAGGCUUUACGUGCUAUCGUACGAGAUGUAAAUGACCGUCCAAGCGGCAUUACGUUUUCGGGAUUUCUGGUUGAUUCCAACAUCAGUUAUAUCGACGUUCUGCAAGUACCUCUUCAACCGUUGGCUGAUAACCUUGACUCGUGCGUGUACAACACUUUUGAACAAGAUCCUGUUAAAUAUAAACGAUAUCGAGAAGCCAUUGAAUCCGCAGUGCACGACUUUGGAGAACUGUCAUCUCACCCUGAGCAUCUUGUUCUGUGGCGCAAUCGUUGUGUUAUCAUCGAAUCAGAUAUGCGGAAUAUUCCCGUGAUCGCCUCUGGAAAAGGCUAUCCGCAACCCGAUAUAGUUGUAUCGGAAUUAUUGGGUUCUUUUGGGGAUAACGAACUCAGUCCUGAAUGUUUGGAUGGCAUUACUCCGUUUUUGAAGCCAUCCACAAUUAGUAUUCCGCAAACGUACACAAGUUACGUCGCGCCAAUCAUGAGUCUUCAUAUUCAUCAACAAAUCAAGAUGUGUGGAGCCAGCUACUGGAAUCGUGGGAUUUCAGGCCACGGACGAAACGGUACCACACUUCAAGCUGAUGGAAGCUACCGACAGUGCUACCCGCAAGGUGAAUACAUUGCGAAUAUGGACCAAAUCUAUGUAGCAUAUCUACGGCAAUACUGUGCACUUGCUGAGCCGAAACCAUUGUUCACGUUCAAUCAUCCGAACUUCACGAAAGAGUCAAAUGCUAGAAGUGGCUGGGUCUCAUUCGAGAUAGAUCGCCCGGCUGACUUGAUGGGCUUUGCUGGAUAUUUUCACAUGAAUCUAUACAAAGAUAUAGCUCUAUCGAUUGUACCUUCAACGUAUUCGGAAGGCAUGAUUAGUUGGUUUCCUGCGGUUGUACCUCUAAGAGAACUGUAUCGUGUUCAAAAUGGAGAUACAAUUACCCUUAAUAUAGAAAGGAAGGUGGACGACACAGGUGUAUGGUACGAAUGGUUCAUACAUCAUACGGUAAUAUUGCUUAUAAUUUAUUUUUAG
Molecule: messenger RNA, 1824 nt
Organism: Angiostrongylus costaricensis
Lineage: Eukaryota; Metazoa; Nematoda; Chromadorea; Rhabditida; Metastrongylidae
Source: the annotation of a GenBank genome assembly